CUGGGCCGCCACAGCAGCGAGCAGUGUGUUCGUGCCCCUCGGUUCGAGCAGCGGCUGCUCGCAACAGUGCAAACAGACCUUCUCUGUUCUUCCGCCAGACAGUGAGUGUUGAGUGAGAGAGUGCGGUGUGACGACGCGCCGACUAAGCCCUUCCAUUCCGGCCCCCGACGAACGCACCACUCGCGGCCGCCUCAGUCAGGUAGUGGAUAGUUGGGGCGAGCGGUGCGUCAGUGAAGGCGGAUCGCCGGCCGUUCAUAUGCUGGUGCACGCGCGGUGCAGGUGGGCGCCAGAGGCCAGCGGGUGGCCGUCGCUGUGAGUGUCGCAGUCUGAUCACGUGCUCGGCGGUCGCAUGCCCGCGACAGUGGCCCGGCGCGACGACGCGGGCGCCGCCGAACUCGAGGACGUCGUCGUCGCCAAGCAGCUGCCCCCCGGCCACGAGAAUGGCCCCCAGGCCACCAAGGUGACGCCGGCCGCAGGGCCGUCUCCUCUGCUCGAGGGGGCGGCCAGGCACCCGACCGCCUCUGCCGCCGCCUCCGUGGCGACGGUGGAGGCCGUCGUGACGCAGCAGCCAUGCAGCUCGCAGGCGGCCGCGGCCGACGAGGCCACCAGCCCCACGGCCGAGUCGACGGCCAGCGGCAGCAAAAAGCCGCAUCGACACCACCACCACCAUCACCACCAGUCGCUGACCUCGUGGCUACUCAAACGCAUCACCAACAUGAAGAUCUUUCAGCCUAAAAAAGAUUUGGAUCUCGAAGAGUUUGAGGUGCAGCCGGCGAGGUACAAGCCCGACAGACUGGAAGUGCUCAGCAAAACGACUGGCUUCACCAAGAAGGAGAUCCAAUUCGUGUACCGGGCCUUCAAGCAAGAAUGUCCCACAGGAAUGAUCAGCGAGGAAACCUUCAAAAGUAUCUACGCAAAGUUCUUCCCCCUUGGAGAUUCCAGCCAAUACGCGCACUACGUAUUCAGUACCCUGGACCGUGAGAAAUGUGGUACCAUCACAUUUGGUGAUUUUAUGCUCGGUCUGUCUGUGUUAGUCAAAGGCUCGUUGCAGGAACGACUGCGCUGGGCGUUCAGUUUGUAUGACGUAAACAACGACGGCUGCAUCACCCGCGAGGAAAUGACGACGGUGAUCACGGCCAUUUACGACUUGAUGGGCGCCUCACACACUGAGCCCGGCGUCCUGCCCGACGAAGCGUCCAAGGAUCACGUGGAGAGAAUAUUCCAGAAAUUGGACUUGAAUAACGACGGAGUUAUCACAGUUGAUGAGUUCAUCGACUAUUGCUCAAUGAAUGAAGACAUCCGUAGCUCGUUUGCAGUGUUUGAUGAUUUGUGGUAGAAGUGCGUCGCGUCGAGGAGAAACUUUGCUAGUUCGACAGUGCGUGGAUGAACGGGUGCAAAAAUCCGUAUUAAACGGACUAGAGGAACAUUGUGUUUUCGACGAGGGUUUAUUUGCACACCGGUGAGUCCAGCUGUUCUGCUGGAGACAUAGUAUUGAAAUUGACACGCGCGGAAUAUUCUCUAGAAGCCACUGCUACUCGUUUUUGUCGCAGUAGUACUCACAAACUGCAGGAAAAAGGUGCUCCGUCAAGAUCCGCUACUUCUCCAAAGUCACUUCUUGUAGCACCUUAAGAGGGUAUGAAUGGUUUCACAAAUCCACUGCUGCUGUUUCGUGGGUGUUAAGCGUACAGAUUGACCUAAAAUUUUGGUGUUCGCCGUAAAUUAUCAAACAAUUCUUUGAAGCUCUUUUUCGAUAUAAUUUUUAUACCUUCAAAAUUAAAUGCAAUAUCAAUAUCCAAAUUCAUUGCAGAAAAAAAUAAGCUGGGAUGCAAAUUUACAGGUUGCAUUCGGGUUUUUUUUAUAAUCUUUUCCAACUAGAACGUCAACAUAACACAUGUAAAUAUUAUGCUAUGCAUAAUUUAACCGUAUUCCACCACGCGGACCAAUCAGAAGGAUAAACAUGACAUGUUUAAUUGUGUAAUGCAUUCAGAGAGCUUGUAUGCGCAAACCUAAUUGAGUCUGAUCUAUGGUGUCAGAUUAAGUUACGAGCCUGUAUUCACAAUAAUUUCUAUCUUUCGUGUUUGAAGCAUUUAUCAUGCGACGGCAGCGGUGGAAUUCGCGGUGUUUGUUAUUCAUGAGGCGUAAUGCGCGUAUUUUCACAAUCUCCCUUUUUCAUUCCGUUUAAUUCAAUGCGGCAGGAAUGUUUUUUGUGCUGAACACAAUUUUUUAUAUGGAAAUGAACUGCAGCAGCCAUACUGCAGCCACGGUAACUUUCUCGUCCUCUUGCUGCAAGUUUUGCACUUUUAUUGGCUGCCAUAAAAACUAUCUGGAAAUGUGUAUUUCGUUAUAUUUUAUCUUGACAAUCGAGAGGAUUUCCGUCGGCUAACUUUAGGUGUACAGUAUGCAGGAACAGCAGGAGAAGACAUUCCUUCUAUACAUAUUUUGCUUUCCAAGACAAAAUUGCCUCUCCUUUGGAUGAAGUAACAAUAAAAGCUUUGCGAAUAUACUGGCUAUUAAUGUUAACUGAGGUGAUAUCUAAUUGAAAAAGACUCCACUGCGGAGUGAGUUUUUUAAGAGAGCAUGCUUUAAAGUGUGUUGAAAGCACAGAUUCAUAAAUACAUAUGUAUAGCAGAUAUUCUCCUUAAAACGGUAUUUCGCUUGUAUUCCAAAUUUUGCUCUCUCGUCACUUGCUCUCUUAAUACUAUGUAGAAAUUGUUCUUGGACCUCUGCAUGUGACUAUGAAUUUAUCUCUUCGUAUAAAAAUCAAUCUAUCUUCAUGUCUUUACAUUACGAAAAAAUUUCUCGCUAUUCGAGACGCAAGGAUUUUGGACAUUUCUCUUCCUCUCUCUUCACUAUCAAAGAAACAAAUCCCGUGAACGUGUCGCAACCAUAUCGCAAAAAAUUCCUGCUGCUGAGAGAGGAUGAUAAUAAACUUAAUAUCUGGAAUUUAAUAAAUAUCCUGAGCUUUAAAUAAACACACAGUCAUGAAAUGAAUGAUUUCUACAAAAGUGACAAAUUGUUACGUUGAAAAAACAAGCGUAAGAAUUUUGAGACACCAAUAACCCACUCUACAAAUUUUGGCAACCAAAUCCUUUUAACUUAAUGAAAAACCAAUGAAAAAAAUAUACAAUGUUGUUUAGUUUGAAGUGAAAAUUAUCUUUGCGCCGACAAAAUCAAAGUCAAUAUCUUGGGCAAGUCGCAAAAGUUAUAUUCCGCAUUUUUGGUUUAGCCCUUAAGAGCUUGGAAUUUAACUAUUAACAUUGCUGAUUUUUCAAAUUCUUGCUCUUAAACUCUUAUUUCAAAAUUAAUCUAGCUACAUUGAGUAGUAGACGAAUAAAAUUGGCAAAACUCGUAAUGAGACUUAAAAAUUUACUUUGAUAUAUUUAGUAGCUAAUAAACGAUUUGCUUUGAAAUGAGAGCGAAAUAAGAGCCAAAAUUAUAUUGAAACCAAGAAACGCGGCAUCAGUUUAAAUUAUUCAGAUAUUUGUAUAUUUCACAAAAUAUGUUCGAAUUUGUGUGGCAUUGUGCUCUUGGAAAGAAUCGUGCCAUCGAUUUUCAUGGACUCAAACCUUUAGUUACUUUCAAUAUUUACGCAACAGAGACUUUGUUAUUUGUGCGUGAAUGCCAGAUAUUGUGUUAAAGCGUAAUCCAAAUAAAUUUAUGUGCAGCUACCAGUUCUAGUCGCAAGCAAACUAUACACAGAGUGAAACCGUUGGUUUUGAUUUACAAUAUAUUCCACGGUUGUCGAACAGUUAAAUAAAACUGUAUUCCUUCGUACUUCAUUAAGUGUGUAAAUAGCGUUGUUGACUCUUGUGACUUCGUUUGACCCUGGAUAUUGGAAUCUCACAGCAAGCGAACACAAAACACAGCAGAAUUUAAACACAGUAUAUAAGAGACAUAAACUAGCGAAAUAAGGCAUAUUUAAAAUACUACAUAAAAUACUAGCUAUUUUCAACAUGAAUCUAGUUAUAAGGCUUUGGAUGCGCGAGACGAACCUUCCGUGGAUAAAACAACCCACUUAGACUCUAAUUGUGGACACAAAGCUGUUGUUAAGUUUUCGAGAAGAAGGUGGACACUUUGUAUUGACUAAAAUGUAGGCUUGUGUAAAAAUCAAAAGUACAUAUCCCUCCUCCUCCUCCACACAUCCCCGCCAGACUUUUGUUUGCAUUUUCUUGACUGUUGAGAUAUGAAAUUGAUCGAUCAUAGGACGAUGUUUUUUUUCUCUAAAACGUUUAAUGAUGUGUAAUUUUUAUGUUUCCCACGAAAAUCUGAUUACGAAGCACUUCAAAUAGCUGCACUUUGUAUGCCUACGCACUUGCGCUGAAUCAUUCUCCGCAAUAAUUAUUGUUGAUCGAAUACUGUUAAAUGAGAUCUUUAUUGUUUUCUGGCGAAAAAUCACACGAAUUUGUUGAAAAGAAAACUGACAUCAAUAGUCUACGCAAAUAUGGAAGAAAUGUACUACAGUUUAUUUGAUUAAAAAAUAAAACGAUGUUCUACUUUCAA
Messenger RNA from Cloeon dipterum, 4500 nucleotides. RefSeq names its product Kv channel-interacting protein 4-like. Lineage: Eukaryota; Metazoa; Arthropoda; Insecta; Ephemeroptera; Baetidae. Gene Ontology annotation, molecular function: calcium ion binding. The transcript is spliced from 7 exons. The record is from RefSeq and is a predicted model, not a curated record. Bases 350 to 1336 code for a protein of 328 amino acids.